UCGUCCCCACAUGUAACAUCCAAUUUUGUGAUAAGUGAUACGAAAACGGUGUGAUAUGGAUGUGGAAGUGCGCGUCAUAGACAACUCAAAAGGCAAGGGGCUCUUCGCGAAAAAGUCGUUCAAAAGCGGCUCUAUCAUCUUCGAGGAGGACCCUCUGGUGUCGUGCCAGUUUUCGUGGAACGCGGCUUACCAAUAUUCAGCUUGUGAUCACUGUUUGAAACCGUUAGAGACGGCUCAGGAGAAUGCUCGUCGGCUUAGCGGCAAAGCGGAGCUGGAGCUCCCGUUUCUGGAGUGUUGCACCACCGAUAAGUCGAAAUUCACGAUUUGUAGCCUCUGCGGGGUCGAAUAUUGUUCAGUGGAGUGUCAAACUAUGGCCUAUAACCAGUACCACAGAACUCUCUGUCUGCAAACAAUGCAAAGAAACAAUUCUCAUCCCUUGGAACAGUUGAAUGAGGCGUGGAAAUCUGUGCAUUAUCCGCCUGAAACUAAUACUGUAAUGCUAAUAAUCCGUCUUUUGGCUCGAAUCAUCCAAUCCCCAAAUCGCGACGUCGCGAUUGAACAAACUUUGCAGUUUUGUCAUCGCACGGUGAACGAAGAUGCCGAGCUUGCACAUAAGCUCUUAGGGGAGAAAUUCGCCAGUCAGCAGGCUCUUUUACACAAUUUACUCCUGCAAUGUAUCCCUCAUGACGGAAUCGAACAGUUUUUGACCCCCGUGGGUUUCCAAGGACUGCUGGCUUUGAUUGGGACCAACGGACAAGGGGUGGGAACGAGUGCGAUUAGCCAGUGGGUUACUAGAACCUCAGACUUGGCGAUAACGGACGAAGAAAGGGCUGUAUUGGACAAGUUCAUUGACAAACUAUAUGAAGAUAUGGAUUCCCAUUCCGGGAAUUUUCUAAACAAUGAAGGGGUUGCUCUUUUCACGUUACAAAGUGCGUGCAACCACAGUUGCGUCCCAAACGCUGAACCCACGUAUCUCCAUAAUAACAACAGGCUGUCUUUGGUGGCCAUGAGAGAUAUCCAGGAAGGAGAGGAAAUUUGUAUCAGUUAUUUGGACGAAUGUAGUGUGCAGAGGUCACGCCAUUCCAGGCGGAAACAACUAAUGGAAAAUUAUCUUUUCGCCUGUAAUUGCCGCAAAUGUGAAGAACAAGCCUGUGACCCUGACGUCACAAGCGAAGAGGAUGAUGACGAAAUGAGCGACUAAAAUAGGAUAAGUUGAAAUCAAUACAUUCUAAAACUUUCAGGUAGCUAGGACCCUCUAAUCGUGGAUUUAAUUGUGACUUUAACGAAUAAAAUAUUUUAUUUUUUGUUCGAUCACUCGAAA
Zophobas morio is the source of this 1321-nucleotide messenger RNA. It is a transcript of the gene Smyd5, whose product is annotated as histone-lysine N-trimethyltransferase SMYD5. NCBI's taxonomy places the organism in Eukaryota, Metazoa, Arthropoda, Insecta, Coleoptera, Tenebrionidae. The transcript is spliced from 3 exons. The coding region runs from base 56 to 1201 and encodes 381 amino acids. The record is from RefSeq and is a predicted model, not a curated record. Gene Ontology annotation, molecular function: histone H4K20 methyltransferase activity; protein binding. Gene Ontology annotation, biological process: negative regulation of gene expression, epigenetic.